AUGAGUCACUCCCACCAGAUCGUCGAACUGGAGCGCGAGCGCGAGCGCGACGACCGUCUCAGCAGUCUCAGCGAUGUCGUGCUUGGCCAUAUCCUCUCCUUCCUCGACGCCGACGAGAUCGGCCGUGCCGCGGCGCUCUCAAGGCGGUGGCGCGACGUCCUGGCCAUCGUCCACACCGUCUCCCUGGACAUGGAUGAGCAGCCGAAACGGCCCAUCAUCUACGACGUGGUCGACGAUAACUUGAUCUAUUCCACCGAGUACAUCAAUCACCCGCCGGCGCCGCUGUCCUCAAUCGUCACCGGCGCCCUCUUUGGCCGCAGCCGCCGCCCGGCCCCCGCGCCCGGCCCGGUGCCCCUGCGUGCGCUCCGCGUUUGCCUGGGAGUGAGAUUGGGAUACAAUCCCGACCAAAAGACCACGGUGGACCAGUGGGUUACUUACGCCCUGAAGCAUGCCGGCCCCGACCUCGAGCUCGACCUCCGCCUCGGCCGAGACCCCAUCUGCAAGCACCCCGACCGGGCCGCCCACGCUAGGCCAUACGAGGUUAAAGCCGUUGGCUGGAAGCCUCCGGAGACAAACGCCGACGACCAUUCACCCCUUGGGACAGACGACGACGAUGGUGACGAUGUUGGCUCCAGUUCUGAAGAAAAUUUUCGUGGAUACGGAGAGUACACCGUCCCAUGGGGGGGUUUCUCCUGCCCCGCGCUGCGAUCGCUCCGCCUUGGCGCUUGCAGGAUCUCCCCGCCGGCGGCCCUCAGCAUGCCAUGGCUCGAGGCGCUCCGCCUCACCCAGGUCCCCGACGAGGAGGAGCACGUGCAAAGGCUCAUCUCCGCCUGCCCCCACCUCGUGGACCUGACUCUCGAGGCUUGCGGAACGGUGACCACGCUCUCGCUCCUCGGCAACACGCGCCUCCGCAGCCUCGCCCUCCGGUGCUGCCAUAAAUUAGCCACCGUUGUCAUCAACACGCCAGAGCUCCGCUCCUUUGAGUACCGCGGUGCCGUCCCUGGCGACUCCUUCCUCACCAUGGUCGGCGGCUCGCCAUCUAUCAUGUCGUUCAAGGUCGACAUCUGUGCGAUCUGUGUUGGGGAGGCCACCUCAGAAGAGGAGCUCAGCAAGCUCGAUUCCUUCGUACAGCAGUUCGUGUCGACCACGAAACACCUCCACUUAUCAUGUGCCUUCAUGGGCUCAUCCUUCGCGCGGCUCCCGGCAUUCACGAGCCUCCGCCACCUUCAACUGAUCGGACACGUGCCGCGCGACAGCGACGACCCCGCCGCAGCAGCUGCCGCGACAAGCAAAAUCCUUUGGAAAACCCCGAACCUGGAAACAUUGUCCUUGUUAUUCGAAGUAAAGCGUCGCAAUCCCAAUAAGUACGACCCCAAGGAGUACGACCGCGGCGAUCGCAGCGAGGGGCAGCUCCUCGAUGCUCACCUCCUCAACUGCAACAAGUACGACAGCCUCGACGUUCCGGCUUCGAGCGUGACCGUGCCGGCCUGCCUCAGUAGUCGGGUGAGGAAGAUCAACCUGUUGCAUUACCAAGGCGGAAGAGCGCAGAGGAUGCUGGUCAGGUUCUUGGUCCGCAACACUGAAGUUCUUGAGAAGCUUUACUGUGGAUUCGCCGAGGGGCCGUUGUGGAUUCAGAUGGAACUUAAGCGCGAGAUCGAACGAUGGGCGGUGAACGGGAAAACUAGCACGGAGUUCCGUUGA
Molecule: messenger RNA, 1701 nt
Organism: Triticum turgidum subsp. durum (durum wheat)
Lineage: Eukaryota; Viridiplantae; Streptophyta; Magnoliopsida; Poales; Poaceae
Source: the annotation of a GenBank genome assembly